Messenger RNA from Mercurialis annua (annual mercury), 1543 nucleotides. Its product is annotated as transcription factor MYB8-like. The record is from RefSeq and is a predicted model, not a curated record. Bases 270 to 1166 code for a protein of 298 amino acids. The transcript has 3 exons. NCBI's taxonomy places the organism in Eukaryota, Viridiplantae, Streptophyta, Magnoliopsida, Malpighiales, Euphorbiaceae.
UCUGUACGAGAGAGCUAGUUAGUCAAUAAAAGAAUAAAGAGUUACGUGAUAGUUUGACUGCGUCCAAGCUUACUAUACUAUAAAUAUUACACACUAUCUUAACAAAUAAGCUUGAUUAAAUAAUCCCAAGUAGUAGUAGAAAAUCAAAGACACGUUCAACCAAAGUCCUCACAAAGUCAAUUUCUAAUUGUUUGAUUUUUGUUCCUUCUUAAUUUCUCUGUCUCUUUCAUAUUUAACAUUUGAAAAGCAAACUGAAAAUUAAUUAAGAUAUGGGUAGAGCUCCAUGCUGUGACAAAGCUAAUGUGAAAAGAGGGCCAUGGUCUCCUGAAGAAGAUGCCACUCUCAAACGAUACCUUGAGACUCACGGCACUGCUGGUAACUGGAUUGCCUUGCCCAACAAAGCUGGCCUUAAAAGAUGUGGGAAGAGUUGCCGUUUACGGUGGCUGAAUUAUCUCCGGCCAGACAUCAAACAUGGAGGUUUUACUGAAGAGGAAGACAAAAUCAUUUUCACUCUUUAUGGUCAAAUGGGAAGCAGAUGGUCACUAAUAGCAUCUCAUCUGCCUGGAAGAACUGAUAAUGAUGUGAAAAAUCAUUGGAAUACCAAGUUAAAAAAGAAGCUACUUGGAGAAAAAACAAGCCCACAAAACAAGAAUAUUGAUUCUGCUAAUUACACCAAUAUUACAGAUUCUUCCUCAACAUCUUCUACACUGCCCUGUGUCCAAAAAUCUGAUCAAAUUAAUUGUACCAGUCUCAGUUUUUGGGAUUCAUUGACUCAAACUUCAGUAACAUUGCCUAUCAUAUCUGAUCAUGUACCUUAUGAUUACCCUUUUGCCAAUACUACCCAUCAAACCCUAAAUUUAGAUGACCAAAUUCAGUUUUCUCUGCCACCUGGAGCCUUGGACAUGUCUGAAUUGGGGGGGAAUUUGGUAAAUAAUCACAUUGUUUCACCAUCUCAAGAAGGUUCAAGCAUUUCAGACUCAUCUAAAUCUAUUGUUAUGGAUCAUAAUAACAAAUUAUUGGAUUCAGGAUUCAGUUUUCCAUUUGAUCCUCUCAAUUACAAUGGCUUUUUGUUUCAAGAAGAACGUAAUCAUAUUGAUCAAGUUGCUCCUUCAGCUAAUUACUAUCAAGACUUUAGUGGUUUUCGCAACGAUUCCGCUGAAUAUUGAUCCACGAGAAAUUCUUACAUGAACCUAGAAAACAGUGUGACACGUAGCGUUAUUGAAUGAAAUCCAACAUUAGUGUAAUUAAUUAAUAAUAGAUGAUGAUGUAGAGUUAAUGGGUUGGGAUGCUUUACUUAUGAUGAUAACAUGUACUAUCACUUUCAAGUAACUGAUUUUAGGAAAAAUUGAUAUGGGAAUUACAUUAUGUAUUAAAAGAUAAAUGUAUUUUUUUAAGGUAUGGUUUUAUAUACUUGAAAUCAAGGUAAAGUAAGGGGGAAAAUGGCAUCAGCAUGUCUGCUGGUUUGUUGGUGAGGUUGAGUAGUCAUGAAAGUUGCAUGUAUGGUAUGGCCUAUUCAAACUUCACAAUAAAAGAUUCUUUCUCA